Closterium sp. Naga37s-1 is the source of this 5031-nucleotide messenger RNA. The record is from the annotation of a GenBank genome assembly. NCBI's taxonomy places the organism in Eukaryota, Viridiplantae, Streptophyta, Zygnematophyceae, Desmidiales, Closteriaceae.
AUGGUCACAAUCGAUCGAGCAUCGGGCGUGAGUAAAGCGAGUGGUGACUAUAACGGGGGAGCCGCGUUGAGGAGGCAGCAGCUCGCUGCCAGGUGGUUGGAGCUCUGCGCGGUCGCCGCUGGCGUGGGGAAGGAUUUUGCGCCCAAUGACCGCGCGCAAGCGCAGGCGCAAGCUAAGCGGGAAGCGGCCGCUGGUUUGAAGGGAGCGUGGGACGCGGAAAAGAACGAUGCGCUUUUUGAGGUCCUGUCGCGGAUGCUGUUGGCGCUACGGAUGGACGAAAUUCUGGCGAAUGUGGUAACCGGAACUGUUGACGAGGAGGAAGAAGCAGCGGCGAGCGCUGGGGCAAGCGGAAAGCGAGCGGAAGACGAAUUGGUAAAGCGGUGGCGCAGGCGCGCGAGUGACGGGACGGGAACGCGCGGAGCGCUGGUGCUGGCGGUGAAGCUGAGCGGAACAGACGCGAGCCGCUGGGUUCUGCGGAUGGCGGGCGGCGCGGAUGCGCACGUGCGACGCGUGGCUGCUGGAGUCAUUGAUAGAAUUCUGUGGGAUGUUGAAACUGGCCGAGUGCAGAACGAACUCGAGAAAGAAUGCGCCCGACUGGAUUCGAACCCGCGACCUGGUGGAAUCAGCGGGCCUCGAAGCCUCGCUGAACUUUCUGCGAUUCUAUCGACACCCGAUCCGCUUUCCAGCUCGUUGCCGAGAUCCCCGCUCAGCUUGUCGUCUAGCGAAAGCGACAGCAGCGGAAGCGACGGGGAGGGUGAAGAGAAAGGCGGAAGGGCGGGCAAGAAAAAGCCAAGUUCCAUCCCCGUUAGUAGCUCGGACGUGCUUAUAUCGAGAGUCGCUGGUGCUUUGGUUGCGUCUCUUGGUGCUGCUGCUGCCCUUCCUGCAGCCGCGAAUGCUACAACCGGCGCUGGGGGCGGAAGCAAAGCCCCUGCGGGCGGAAACAUCUCAAGCGGAAAUAUCUUAGGCGGAGUACUCUCCCCCGAAUUGCGGAGCUUAUCGCUGCCGACUGGAAUCGACCCACGGCAACCGCUUCCUACGUCAUCGUCCACGUCAUCGCCGCGGCCUUCCACGUCAGGCGGGUCCGCUGCUUCUUCCGGCAGUAAUGCCGCCCCGGCGCAAGGGGGGACCACUGUGGAAGGGGAGGACGAGGGGAGGAGCGCGAGCAACAGCAGCCGCGCGAGCAGCACCGAGAGCACCGCCGCGAGCAAAACCAAAGAUGGCGCAGGAUCCGCGCGGAAGAGCGGAGAGGGGGGGUUCGGGGUGGGGAGCACUGUGCUCGGACUGACGUCACCGCGUGCACCAGCGGAGAAAUCUGCAAUCCCGCAGCAACUGCUGCAGCAACAGAAAACAGCUGGGGACGCGAACAGAAUGGUUCCAGCUUCUUCUCGGCUUUACAGUUCGGUUCCUUGCUCGCCCGCCCACCACGCAGGGGGAGGUUCGGGGGGAGCGGUGGGGGGAGCGGCGCGGGGAGCGCGGUCAGGCAGAGGAGUUCUUGACGCCGAAGCAGCAGCGGCUCGGCUGCAAGCGAUCGCUGCUGCAGCUGCCGAAGCUGGCUCCGAGUCACGUUCGGAAAGAGGGAGCUCCAGCCCCAGGCACCCAGGAGCCCCCUCCUCUGCUUCUCUCUAUAGUCCCAGCCCCUCCCACCGUUACUGCCCCAGUCCUUCCCCCCAUUACAGUCACAGUCCAGUUCACCACGCGCCUUCUUAUACUGCUGCUAGUCCGUCCCACCCAGCUACACUAAAUCCUCCAUACUAUACCCCCAGCCCAUCUCACUACAGUGGUGGUGGAGGCUAUCAAUCCCCAAGCCCCUCUUAUCACUCCUAUCCGUCGCCUGCCCCACAAACCUUACCUCCCGUUGUCGAGCCAGCUGCGCUAGGUUCGGCAACAGCUUCGGCUGGGGACAGGGCAAGGAGGGAGACUGCCACGAGGGCAGGUAAGGCAGGAGGGGAGAAGGGAGCGAAGAGGGGUGGAGUUAAGAGCACGAUGCGGCAAAAGGCAUUCUUUGGAGCUGGAGUGGUGUGGAGUGUGGAGGAGGGAGGACUGGAGGAGGCAGGUGGGGAGCGGGAGAGUGGUGAGAGUGAUGAGAGUGGUUCUCGAGAGGGUGACUAUGACGAGGGGUCGAGCUCAGAAGAGGACAAGGACGACAACACGCUGGGCUUCUCAAGAAAAUACAAUGCAUCUGCCUCUGUUUCUGCCUCCGCCUCUGCCUCUGCCUGUGCCUCUCCUUACACUCCUACCUAUCCUAGUGCCACCGGCGCCACCCCUCUAAACCAAAGACCCUACGCCCCUUCCCCGGCUCACUCAGCCCUCUCUCGUCCCUCCCCUUCCCGCUCCACCUUCUCCUCCUCCCCAGCCCAUGCCUCCUCCGCCAAUUCACCUGCCCGGGCGGCCUUUUCUUCUUCGCCUGCCCGGGGUGCCUUCUCUUCCACUUCUAUUGCCAGAAGCGCCUCUUCAGGCACUGCGUCGCCUGCUGCUUGUGCUGCAGCGGCCCUCAGGAGUGUGAUGAAGGGAUCGAGCACGAACCCUCACAGCAGAGGGGCGGUGCUGCGCAGGAGUGCCAGCGAGAGUGGAAGCAGUAGAGGUGAUGGUGUUGGUGACAGUGGGGAGAUGGCUAUCGGGAGCAAGAGUGGGGGAGGAGGGGGUGGUGGGGCGAUGAUUCGAGCCAGCAGCAGCAGCAGCAGCAGCAGCAAUGCCAGCACAGGCAGCAGUGGUGGCGACGGUGUGAGGGGGGGGCGGCGCAGAUCGUCUAAAGUGACCUUUGCCAAGUGUGGAGAGAUAGAGGAGGAAGAGGAAGCAGUGAAGGAAGCUGAGGUGGAGGUCAACCCCUCCUUCCCUCAUCUCACCCCUUGCCCCCUCUCCCGCCCCUUUCCCCUCUUCCCCGUCUCUCCACCUUUUCCCGCCAUCCCAUGUCCGCCUCUCUCCCCCACACUUCCCCUCUCUCUCCUUUUCCCCGCAUCCCAAGUCUGUCUACCCUUCUCUUCCUCAUGGCAUUUCAAUCAGUCCCUCCCGCUCUCUUCCUCUCCCCCUCCUCUUUCCCCUUUUUCCUGCUCUUCGUCUGCCCCCCCCACUCCUUUGGAGAAACAGGCCAAGUACAUGAGGAUGAAGCUUGGAGGAGUGAAGGAGGAUGAGGAGGACGAGGACGAGGAGGAUGAGGAUGAGGAGGAUGGAGAGGGGGCGCUUUGGGGGCAGAAGAAGCGGGAGUACUACAGUGCGGAUAAUGUGGAUUAUGAGUUGCAUAUGGAUGGGGAGACAGGGGCGCAGGAGGAGGAGGAGGAGGCGCUUAGGCUGCAGCAGCAGAUCGCAGCUGGGUUGAGGGUGGAGGAUUAUGAGGAGGAGGGAGAAGAGGAGGGAGAGGAGGGAGAGGAGGGGGGGGAGGAGGAGGGAGAGGAGGAGGAAGGGGAGGGAGAGGAAACGAUGUUAGAAAAGGUGGAGAAGGAGGGGCGGAAGAAGGGUGAUAAGGGGAGUGAUAAGGGCAAUAAGGGGAGUGAUAAGGCGCUGGAGAGGAAGGGGAGGGGAGUGGCUGUGGUAGAACGGGUGGUGAAGGAUGCGAGUCUGCUGACCAAGGAGGAGCAGAUGGCGGCGCUGAUGAGCGAUGCCCCAGAGCUGGUGGGUCUGCUGUCAGACCUCAAGACAACUCUCAAGGAGCUCAACACCAAAGUGCUGCCGCUGCUGCAACAGGUGCGGGAGGGAGAGUACGCUACAGAGAAUGGAGUAUCCUACCUGGAGGCAAAGCACGGGCUGCUGCUGCACUACUGCUGCUGUCUGCUCUUCUUCCUGCUGCUCAGGGCGGAAGGCAAGCCAGUCAGGGACCACCCCGUGGUCUCCCGACUUGUGGAGCUCAGGCUGUUCCUGGAGAAGAUCCGCCCUAUUGACAAGAAGCUGCAGUACCAAAUCGAAAAACUUCUCAAGCUGGCCUCGUCGGCCAAUCGUGGCGCGACACCUGGCAAGCAGUCCGCAGCAGCAGCAGAGGCUGGGGUGGGAGGGUCACUAGACGACCUGAAACACCGUCCCAACCCGAACCUCCUAGUGUCGAAGCUCGGGGGAAGUGGCGGCGAUGGGGGAGAGGAUGGGGGUGUUUCUGCUGGUGGUGGUGGUGGUGCAGGUGGGAUUUACAAGCCGCCUAAGAUUGCCCCGAUGGCUAUGGAUGGGGAGAAGGAGGGGGGGAAGAAGGGCGGGGAGGUGGGGGCGCGGCGGGAGGAGAGGGAGAUGCGGGAGGCGAGGAGGCGGGCGGCCAGAAGCGCGUUUGUGAAGGAGCUUGCUGAGGACGUGGAGGGACGGCCGCAUGCGAGUGGAGUGGAGGGAGCAUCUACGAUGAUGGUGGAGGGCAAGGAGAUGGCGAGGGCGGUGGAGCGGCUGAGAGUGGAAAUUGAAGCUAUUAUGCGAGUGGAGGGAGCGUCUACGAUGAUGGUGGAGGGUAAGGAGAUGGAGAGGGAGGUGGAACGGCUGAGGGAGCGGGCUGCAGCGGAGGAGAAGAUGUUUUCCCGCGUGCCCCUCAACCGCGGGGAGAAGCAGCGCCUCAAGGCUCUCAAGCAGAGCCAGAACAUGCUUGCCGGCAUGCUGGAUGAUUUCGAUGAUGAUAUCGCUGGCAUCAUGGCAGCAGGGGAGGAGGGGGCCGCACAGGCUGGCCUCACAGCAGCAGCAGGAGCAGCAGGAGGAGCAGCAGGAGGGAUAGGAGGGUUGACGAGUGCUGGGAUGCUGGAGUCGCUGCUUCGGCCGCGCAAGCUGUCAGAGGCGAUUCACGAGGCGGGCAAGAUCACCUCCCUCAGGGGGGCACAGGGCAAGGUGAUAUCCGGAGACGCUGAUCUCCCGUUAAAGCCGGACCUGGGUGAGCGCCGCCGAGCCUACGAGGCAGGCGUGGUGGCGAAGCAGGUUCGGAAGCGAGGCUCCGAGGACCUAGGGUUCGACCAGGGAGAUGAGGACGGAGGGGAGGGAGAGGGAGGGGAAGGAGGUGAGGAGGACGAGUUUUACGCUGAGGCUCGGAAGAUGCAGGAAGCUCGGCGGUCUGCCAAGGCUGCCAAAUACUCUUCGUGA